CCAAGUGCAGGUCAACCGUCUUCUCCAAUUCCAAAACCCUCUAUUACCUUUGCCUGCACCGCAACGCACCGUCCUUAUUUCCUUUCUCUCUCAGAAAGCACAGUAACAAAAAUGGUCAAGAAACGAAAGCCCACUUCCAAACCCCAACAAUCAUCCUCUUCUAAACAACCCAAAAUUGAAAAGCCCCCGCAGCCUCCACCACCUUCCUCAGAAGCCGAAGAAGUAGCAGCAGUGGUAGAGGAAGAGGAGGAGGAGGAGGAGGAGGAGGAAGAAGAAGAAGACAGUUCCUCAUCAGAAACAGAGUCAGGGGAUUCAGGAUCCGAAGAGGAGGAGGAAUCUGAAUCUGAAUCUGAAUCCGAAGAAGAAGAAAGCGAAGAUUCUAAACGAGAAACCAUAAGCAAAAUCUUACAACCCUUCACUAAAGAACUACUUAUCAAAAUCCUCAAAGAAGCAGCCUCCACUGACCCAUGUAUCGCCACAGAACUCUUCAACUCCGUCGAUUCUGACCCAGUCCACCGCAAAAUCUUCGUUCACGGACUCGGUUGGGAUGCCCACAACGAAACCCUUAUCUCAGUUUUCAAAAAAUACGGUGAAAUUGAGGAAUGCAAGAUUGUAACUGAUAAGGCUACAGGUCGCUCAAAAGGGUAUGGUUUUCUUCUCUUUAAAACGCGAAUUGCUGCGCGGAAAGCGCUUAAAGAGCCACAAAAAAAGGUGGGGAAUCGAACGGUUUCGUGUCAAUUGGCGUCUUUAGGAAAGGGGCAGAAUCAGAAACAGGACAAUAACUCUGAUGUCAGUUUGAGGAAAUUGUACAUAGGGAAUGUGGGUCCGCAGAUUAGUGUGGAGAAUCUUAGAGACUUUUUUGCUCAGUUUGGAGAAAUUGAAGAUGGGCCAUCAGGUUUUGAUAAGAGUACUAGGAAGUUUAGGGGUUUUGCCUUUAUUGUUUAUAAGAGUUUAGAGGGGAUUAGGAAGGCAUUAGAAGAGCCUGUUAAGGUUUUUGAAGGUUUAAAGUUGCAGUGCUCACUAUCUACUAAGAAUAGCAGUGGUGGUGGUGGUAAUGCUAAUGUUGCGGAGGCGUCGAGUGCUGGUUCUGGUAACAAUGCAGGAGUUGUGCAGGGAAAUUUGGGAAUUCAGGGUUUAUUGAACCAGGGAAUGGUGGGGCAGAGUGUGAAUCCAACAGGUGCAGUUUUCUUGGGGCAGAAUCCUGCUUUGGGGGUUUUGAAUCCGGUGCUGGGUCUAGGUGUUGGUGCAGGUGGGAUGCUGAAUCAGACAGGGUUGAGUCCAUUGUUUCCUGGUGGGGUUUCGCAGCCUUUGAACAGAGUUGGGAAUGUUGGUCCUUCUAUUGGAUUGGGUGCAGGAUUUACCACACAGCAUGGGAUUAAUACUAUAAGCAACAGUAUGAUUGGUAGUUAUAAUUCUCAGGCUGCUUUGCAGGGAUUGGGUGCUUAUCAGAGUUCUCAAUUGAGUCAGCCUUCUGCAUCAGCAGCAAGGUCUCAGGCUGGCAUUGGAUCUGUGCCGAGUUAUUUUGGGCGCUAGCCUCGCUGGACACAGAUGCAGGUAGCACCAUGAGAGAAUUUGAGGAGCUGAAUAAGACGUUCAAGAGCUGAGCCAUAGCAUCACCAUGGAUAGUGGAGUUAAGAAGGGAGGUAGAGUGAAGAUAGGCACCGCUGCCUUUGUGCUCCUAGCAAUUUGUUUAUCAAACAAGUAAUGGCUAUUGAACACAGAUUAACAGUAUCAACACAAAGCACUUUGUCUUGAAAGCCCUAACAUGAGCACUUUGAUAUUUUUAUUCCUUUUCAAGUACCCUGUUUGAGAUUCAUCUUAUAAAUAAGUUAUUAUUUGAUCC
Messenger RNA from Populus nigra (black poplar), 1843 nucleotides. RefSeq names its product UBP1-associated protein 2A-like. The transcript is spliced from 2 exons. The record is from RefSeq and is a predicted model, not a curated record. The coding region runs from base 112 to 1533 and encodes 473 amino acids. NCBI's taxonomy places the organism in Eukaryota, Viridiplantae, Streptophyta, Magnoliopsida, Malpighiales, Salicaceae. Gene Ontology annotation, molecular function: RNA binding.